Molecule: messenger RNA, 1224 nt
Organism: Pipistrellus nathusii (Nathusius's pipistrelle)
Lineage: Eukaryota; Metazoa; Chordata; Mammalia; Chiroptera; Vespertilionidae
Source: the annotation of a GenBank genome assembly
AUGUCCCUGAAGGCCGUGGUGCUGGCGCUGGCCCUGGUGGCUGUCACCGGCACGCGGGCCGAGGUCAAUCCCGACCAGGUGGCCUCCGUGGUGUGGAACUACUUCCGGCAGCUGGGCGACAAUGCCAAGGAGGCGGUGCAGCAAAUCCAGAAGUCUGAGCUGACCCAGCAGCUCAACUCCCUCUUCCAGGACCAAGUGGACGACGUGAACACCUACGCGAGCAAACUGCACAAGAAGCUGGUGCCCUUCGCCACGGGGCUGAGCGAGCGGCUGACCAGGGACUCGGAGCAGCUGAAGGAGCAGAUCCAGAAGGAGCUGGAGGAGCUGCGGGCGCGGCUGCAGCCGCACGCCCAGGACGUGAGCCAGCGCAUCGAGGACGGCGCGCGGGACCUGCAGCAGCGCCUGGGGCCCUACGCCGAGCAGCUGCGCGCCCAGGUCCGCUCGCAGGCCGAGCAGCUGCGCAGCCAGCUGAGCCCCUACGCGCAGCGCAUGGAGACGCUGCUGCGCGACCAGAAGGACAACCUGCAGGCCUCGCUGGCGCCCGUGGCCGAGGAGCUGCAGGGCCUGAUCGACCGCAACGUGGAGGAGCUCAAGGGGCGCCUCACGCCCUACGCCGACGACCUCAAGCUCAAGAUCGACCAGAACGUGGAGGAGCUGCGCCGCAGCCUGUCGCCCUACGCGCAGGACGCCCAGGAGAAGCUCAACCACCAGCUGGAGGGGCUGGCCUUCCAGAUGAAGAAGAACGCCGACCUGCUCAAGACCAAGCUCUCGGCCGACGCGGAGCAGCUGCGCCGCAGCCUGGCGCCCCUGGCGGAGGACGUGCGCGGCAAGCUGGGCAGCGGCGCCGAGGGGCUGCGGCAGUCCCUGGCGCAGCUCGGCGGCCAGCUGGACGCCAAGGUGGAGGAGUUCCGCCGCAGCGUGGAGCCCCACGGCGACGCCUUCAACAAGAUCCUGACGCAGCAGGUGGAGGAGCUCAAGCAGAAGCUGGGCCCCCAGUCGGGGGACGUGCAAAGCCACCUGGUUUUUCUGGAGAAGGACCUGAGGGAGAAGGUGAACUCCUUCUUCAGCUCGCUGCAGAAGGAGGGCCAGGACCAGCCCGUGCAGGAAGGCCAGGACCAGCCCGUGCAGGAGGGCCAGGACCAGCCCGUGCAGGAGAGCCAGGACCAGCCCGUAGCGCCCCCCCUCCCCGAGCAGACCCAGGAGCAGCCGCCCGUGGGGGCCUGA